Messenger RNA from Pararge aegeria (speckled wood butterfly), 927 nucleotides. RefSeq names its product mediator of RNA polymerase II transcription subunit 11 (gene MED11). Gene Ontology annotation, molecular function: transcription coregulator activity. The coding region runs from base 325 to 729 and encodes 134 amino acids. The record is from RefSeq and is a predicted model, not a curated record. The transcript is spliced from 3 exons. Lineage: Eukaryota; Metazoa; Arthropoda; Insecta; Lepidoptera; Nymphalidae. Gene Ontology annotation, cellular component: mediator complex. Gene Ontology annotation, biological process: regulation of transcription by RNA polymerase II.
CUAUAAGUAAUUUGGGAAUUUUGGUUUUUCGUUUGCUGGGUUUCCGACUGUCUAUAGUGGAUUACCGAGUAUAAAAACAAACUUAGGUAUAACUGAGCUAGUUGUUUUCCAUUUUUGGCUAUUGUUUAACUGUACUUACUAUUUAAAAUCAAAACAAGAGCCAAAGAGAAUAAUCCUACCAAUUCACGAGGGAGACCAGAAGACCCGAAGACCCGAAGGUACGAAAACUAAAGACUGGACUAGUGUCGUAGCCUAGACUCGAAUCAGGGAAACCAAGAGGAAUCAAUACCCUGCUACAUAAGUGAUUAUAUUAUUACGGUAAUUAUGGCUGGCCCCAUGGAAAGAAUUCAAGUACUUGACGAUAUCGAAAAGGAUAUCAUAACAUGUUUACAAUGUGCAGCUCAAGCAUUGUUAGAGUUGGGAAAAGAAAAAUCUAGCCAGAAGCAAGCUGAAAGUAAUACCUCUCAAUUCCUACGAACUCUGAGCCAAGUUGAAUCAAAAUUAAGUGAUCAAAUUAAUUACUUGACUCAAGUUUCUACCGGUCAGCCACAUGAGGGGUCAGGUUAUGCAUCCCAGAAAGUCUUACAAAUGGCAUGGCAUAGACUAGAGCAUGUAAGAUCCUGGGUGAAUGAGCUAGACAGACUGAAAGCCUCUCACUUGGCUACUGCAAAUCGCACAGCAGGUGUUUCAAAUGGCAAUAUGACAUCUUCUAGUACCAGUACCCAAUAAUAACAUAUACCUAUGUUUUAAGAAACUCUGAGCUUUUAUUUAUUGUUACUGUUCAGUAAAAUAUUAUUACUUGAAUACUAUGUCACUUAGUUAAUAUAUUGACUAAUUUGGUCCUGUUGCUUAAAUGUUCCAAAACCUACUUUUCGAAUAAAAAACAAUAUGAUGCUCUAAGUGCACCAUUUCGGCCAUAAUACAUAA